Cottoperca gobio is the source of this 2084-nucleotide messenger RNA. Its product is annotated as coronin-2B-like. Lineage: Eukaryota; Metazoa; Chordata; Actinopteri; Perciformes; Bovichtidae. The coding region runs from base 22 to 1791 and encodes 589 amino acids. Gene Ontology annotation, molecular function: actin filament binding. The record is from RefSeq and is a predicted model, not a curated record. The transcript has 14 exons.
CGUGCAUAAACACCUCAGCUAAUGUGGAAGAGGAGGCGAGACGUCGUGGAUCACACACACACUCACACACACAGUCAGGAGUCAGGACACAGCAGUCGUUUGUAUGCAGGAGAAGUCAGUGAUGAACAUCUGAGUAAACUCGUCUCUUCUCGCCGCAGCAAAGGUCAAAGGUCAGGAGGAAUUUGUAACAACAGCAAAAUGUCGUGGCGUUCGUCUUUCCGCUGCUCAAAGUUUCGUCACGUCUUUGGGAAGCCGUCCACCAAGGAGCACGGCUACGACGGGGUGCCAAUCACACGCGGUGUCCAUGACAACCACUACUGCUCAGCCAAUCCCUGCUUCCUCGCCGUGGUGACGGAGAGCGCCGGGGGCGGGUCCUUUUUAGUCCUGCCCAUCCAUCAUACCGGCAGGGUGGACCCUCAGCACCCGAGGGUGUGCGGUCACAGCGGGAGCGUCCUGGACGUGAAGUGGAACCCGUUUGACGAUCACUGCAUCGCCUCGUGCUCAGAGGAUUGCACCGUGAAGAUCUGGGACAUCCCGGUGUGUGGCGUCCAGCAGAACCUCACCAGGGCCAGGAAGACUCUGAUGGGUCACUCCAGGAGGGUGGCGCUCAUCGAGUGGCAUCCGACAGCGCGGGACCUGCUGCUCAGCUCCGCCUACGACUACAAGGUCCUCCUCUGGGAUGUGUCCCAGGCAGGUGCGGUGCUCAGGUACCCGGUCCGGGUGGUUCUGAUGCCUGUCCACCACCGCUGCCCGUCUGAUGCUCUGCUGCUGUCCGUCAGCUUCAGCAGCGAUGGCAGCCGGCUGGCCGUCACGUCCAAAGACAGACGGGUUCGAGUCCUGGACCCGCGGACAGGAAGGAUCCUGCAGGUGUCCAGGAGUAAGUCCCACAGAGCCAGUAAGGUGUUGUACAUCGGAGGGCUGAAGAUGCUUCUGUCCACCGGCAGCUCGCCGUGGAACCACAGACAGAUCGUCCUCUGGGACCCUGACGACUUAUCUGAGCCUCUGUAUGAAGAGGAUUUGGAUGGAUCUGCAGGAGUCCUCUUUCCGUUCUACGACCCAGACACACACAUGCUCUACUUGGCUGGAAAGGGUGACGGGAACAUCCGGUACUAUGAGCUGAGCACUGAGAAACCUUACAUCCGCUUCCUGACGGAGAACAGGUCUCUGCUGCCACAGAAAGGACUCGGUGUGAUGCCAAAGCGCGGCCUGGACGUGAGCGCCUGUGAGGUUUUCCGAUUUUACCGUCUGAUCGCCAUCAAAGACCUGGUGGAACCACUGUCAAUGAUCGUACCACGAAAAGAGUCGGGUAUUUUCCAAGAGGAUCUGUACCCGAUGACGGCUGGAAACCAGGCGGCCAUGACAGCUCUGGAGUGGCUGUCGGGGAUCAACAGAAGCCCGGUGCUGAUGUCCCUGAAGCCGGGGACUCGAGUAGCCAACCCUUACCCAGAAUCCCCUGCAGAGAGGAGGCUUGUGAGGCAGCUGAGCUCCCUGAGGUUCCAGAUGGAUCCAGCUGUGACGGGGUCAGAACUGGACUUUAUGGAAGAGGCCUUCCUUGAGGAGCAGCUGGCCUACCAGGACGCCAAAUACCCGAGGGAGGUGAGCGACCUGUCGGGGUGGCAGCCGGACGAGACGCAGACCCCGACGUACCGCUGCACGCCACACUGCUGUGAACCUGCAGAGAGGCCGCCGCCGACCACAGAGAGCGAGACACUUUUAUUUUUAUUUUCUUCAGCUCCUGCAAACAUUUUACAGACAGCAAGACGAGAUCAGAGGCCUGCGAGAAACGCUUAACGGGAAAGACGUGAGGAUCUCUCAGCUGGAGCAGGACAUUAAGAACACCAGGAACAACAUGAGGGCAACUUUCUGACCAAUCAGCUCUCACGCUGCCGACACCGGACCAAUCAAACGCCUCCACAUUUCCAACCAAUAACAGAAACACAGCAGAUAUCUUUACGACUAAUAAAUGUUCAAAUAACUAACAGUGCUGCACCCACUACAUCACUUUGUUUUUAUACAUUUGAAGCUUCUAAGAACAAAUUGGAUGAUAUUAUUUAUGAUAAAAUAUCAUUAGUUUACAUCGUUAU